Molecule: messenger RNA, 1671 nt
Organism: Orbilia oligospora ATCC 24927
Lineage: Eukaryota; Fungi; Ascomycota; Orbiliomycetes; Orbiliales; Orbiliaceae
Exons: 3
Coding region: 1-1671 (556 amino acids)
Source: RefSeq, a predicted model, not a curated record
AUGAGCUUGCUUACGUGCCCAAAUGAGAUUUUGGAAGAGAUUCUCUCUUACCUGUACAACGAGCAACGGAAAAUCUACACAUGGGACAAUCUUGUGCAAAGUGACACCCCAAAUCGAUUCGGCUCUGCCAAUGAAAUCGCAGAAUCUACAGAACAAAUUGAGCCGAGACCCGGGAUUAAAUAUCUAAGAAUGAUAAAAGACCGUAACCAAGCCAGCUUUUACGAUUUGAGACUUCUUUGUCGGAGAUUUGAGGCCGUCGCUACAGCCUUUGCGUUUUCGACGGUAUAUAUAUGCGGAAGUUUGGAGCAUACCCAGCUGAUUACCCGAAAGCUCGUGGGAACCGAGCGAGAUCCUUUCGCUCGGUAUACCAGACAUGUCGUUAUUUCGCCAAUGUCGCUGCUUCCUAAGGAUUGCUCAUUUCCUAAAAGCCGAUGCCGUCUAUUCAAUGAAGCGCCAAAAGAGGAAUCUGAAACGCAAAGAAUAUUCAACGUUGAGAACAGCUCUCGAUGGGUUAAAAUAUUUAUCAAUGAAAUCACAUCUCUAUUUUCGAAUCUACCUGGUUUGGUCACGGAACUUACAAUUCGGACACUCGAGCCAACAAGGGAGACGGAAGACAAUGUAGGGGAUGUCAAUGAGCUAUUCUUAAAAGCCUUUUCGCUCGCCACGCGAUCAUUUCCCGCCACCCAACUACGAAAGUUGCAUAUACAUGCUCAAAACGCCGACAGUGCAGCAUAUUUGUGGCGGGGAUUUGAAACGAUCAAAGAUGUAGUCUCUUACGCUGGGCCUAGCACAUACACGUGCUCGCAACGUCCCUAUUUGGAGAAGAUAAAGGAGGUAAACGUUCGGGGCAAAUCCGUUUCCGGCCGGAAUAUGAAACACAUAACGGAAUGGCUCCCCGAGACUAUGGAACAUCUUUCGAUAAAGUCACCAUACUCCUAUGGCGCAGCCUAUCCUCCCGAAUUCCAACUAUCAAAUCCGCAGAACCUCAAGUCGCUCGUUCUCGAAGGGAUAGAGAAGUUUGACGAAUCAGUAGUGUUUUUCCUACUAACACUAGAGACUUGCUCAAAAUUACAUAUCUAUGGGUGUGACAUCACCAACAUGCACAGUUGGGCUGGAGACAUUACUCCCAUAGAUCUCCGUUGGGGUCAUGUUUUCACAGCAUUUGCUGAGCUCCCGCGUCUUGUUGAUUUUCAGGCUGGAAAUUUAUCUUACAGUACUGUCCGCCAGACGUACAAAUACCUCGACCUCGAAAGAAUAUGGUUCUUCACAGAUUAUAGAGAUGAUUUUGAAGCAUUCAGCGCCUUCAGGACUACUCUUAUCGAAAGGCGUAGGCACCUUGGGUUACCACAGCAUACAUGGCUAUCUAAAACUAGCAUAUAUGAAGACGACUCUCGGUCAUUAAAGGCCUAUGGCUUAAUAGCUGCAAUAAUCGCGGAUGUUUUCCAGCAUCGGCGCUUAGUAAUUCGAACGAAACAGGAUCGCAGGCGCGAUAGAACCGUAUUCGGUGAAAUCAAGGACAAUAUAGUUGGAAAAAUAGAGAUUAAAAACGGGAAGGUGGUGUAUUCGUUGUCAGGGUCCUGGACUACUGAAAGGCAGAGAGGCCGUAAUCCUGAUCUCUUGAAUACUGAGCCUGGUUGGGAGUAUGGUGACCACACAUGGGAGGAUAUUUAG